This is a messenger RNA of Psilocybe cubensis, 180 nucleotides long. RefSeq lists its product as uncharacterized. The transcript is spliced from 3 exons. The record is from RefSeq and is a predicted model, not a curated record. Lineage: Eukaryota; Fungi; Basidiomycota; Agaricomycetes; Agaricales; Agrocybaceae. The coding region runs from base 1 to 180 and encodes 59 amino acids.
AUGCCACCUAAAGGAUCCAAAAAGAAAAAGGCGGUUGUCAAUGCCACGGUUGAAGGACAAGAGGUUGAACAGGGUCCGAGCUCCGUGGCAGAAAACGAGCCACCUCAGGCUCCUGAAGCAGACCACAAUGGCCGUCCUAUCCGAAGCACCCGUGGUCUUGGUGGAGUAAAUGCUCGGUAG